GCGCGGUUCCGACUGUGAAUAAAUGGCGAGGGCUUUGGGGCGCCGUGAUGCUGCGUUUUCUGUGGGUGCUGGUGGGUCCUGGACGCCGAGUGCCUCCGGCGCCUUCGUUCCUGCCACCUUGUCCUCCCCCCGCGGUAACUGCGGAGAGGGACACCCGCUUUUUUAUCUCUACAGUCCGCUGGAUCCUGCAGCUGCCCAGGUCGCUGACCAGAGGUGAUAUCUAGCUGCCACCUGUGUUUGGAUUACUGUUUGCACCAUGGAGUUUCCUGACUUGGGAAAGCAUUGCUCAGAGAAGACUUGCAAGCAACUAGAUUUUCUACCACUAAAAUGUGAUGCAUGUAAACAAGAUUUCUGUAAAGAUCAUUUUACCUGCGCCACACAUACAUGUCCCUUUGCAUUCAAGAAGGAUGUUCGCGUCCCUGUGUGUCCUCUCUGUAACGUCCCAGUUCCAGUAAAGAAGGGGGAGCUGGCAGACGUGGUGGUCAGUGAGCAUAUGGAUAGAGAUUGUGUAGGCUGUGCUGCACCAAGAGAGAAGGUGUUCGCACACCGCUGUUCCCGGGCAGGCUGUCGGAGGAAGGAGAUGCUGCAGCUGCUGUGUGUGCAGUGCCAGCGCAACUUCUGCAUCCAGCAUCGGCAUCCUCUGGACCACAGCUGUAGCUCCUCUGGCAGCUCCGCCAGCCGAGCGGGGUGUUCAGCAACCACAGCAGAGUCUAAAGCACCGGGCACCGUGAACACUCCAUCCUCCGGCUGGCUGACCCAGCUACUCAGGUGGAAGGUGAAGCGGUAACAACAGUGUGCCCUGCUCUGCUCACCCUCUCCAGCUUCUGGCACAGUCUAAAAUGGAAAGCUUCACCAGUAGGACACGGAUUCGCUGUUAGAACAAGCAUCAGAAGGCUCCUAAAUCCAGGCACCGUGGCUCAUUCCUGUAAUCCUAUCUACUUAGGAAGCUCAGAUCUGAGGACCAAGGUUUAAAGCCCGCAUAGGCAGAAGCCUGUGAGGCCCCCAUCUCCAGAAUAUCCACCAAAAAGGAUGGUUCAAGUGGUAGAGCGCCUUCCCUGAGUGAAAAAGCCAAGCAAGACUGCAAGGUCCACUGGCUGAGAUCUG
Dipodomys spectabilis (banner-tailed kangaroo rat) is the source of this 1104-nucleotide messenger RNA. It is a transcript of the gene Zfand2a, whose product is annotated as zinc finger AN1-type containing 2A. The transcript is spliced from 7 exons. Gene Ontology annotation, molecular function: zinc ion binding. Gene Ontology annotation, biological process: protein targeting to ER; proteasome-mediated ubiquitin-dependent protein catabolic process. The record is from RefSeq and is a predicted model, not a curated record. Lineage: Eukaryota; Metazoa; Chordata; Mammalia; Rodentia; Heteromyidae. Bases 257 to 787 code for a protein of 176 amino acids. Gene Ontology annotation, cellular component: cytoplasm; endoplasmic reticulum.